Ziziphus jujuba (common jujube) is the source of this 2886-nucleotide messenger RNA. Its product is annotated as calcium-transporting ATPase 12, plasma membrane-type-like. Gene Ontology annotation, biological process: calcium ion transmembrane transport. Gene Ontology annotation, molecular function: P-type calcium transporter activity; ATP binding. The coding region runs from base 1 to 2886 and encodes 961 amino acids. The record is from RefSeq and is a predicted model, not a curated record. Gene Ontology annotation, cellular component: membrane; intracellular membrane-bounded organelle. The transcript has a single exon. Lineage: Eukaryota; Viridiplantae; Streptophyta; Magnoliopsida; Rosales; Rhamnaceae.
AUGGAUGUCAAGUCCAUCAAAGUCAAACAUAUCGAACACAAAAAGAUAAUGAAAGUUGUGAAGGAGAAAGAUGUGGAACGACUUAACAAGCAACUGAAAGGGAUUAAAGGUGUAGCAGAAACUCUCGAAACCGAUAUCAACAACGGAAUUCUUGAUGAUGAAAAGAAGAUUGCUCGACGACGCAAAAGAUUCGGUUCGAACGCAUACAAGAAGCCGCCUCCGGAGGGUUUUCUACCUUCCAUAUGGCGACCUCUACAAGAGUUUGCCAUUUUAAACAACUUGGUGAACAUUCUUGCAGCUCUUAUCCUUUUCAUCGCUGCCUCUGCAGUCGGAAGGUACAUACCCUCAGCUCGAAAGUCUAAAUUGAUGAUGAAUGGUAACAAAUUUGAAGUUUUGAGAGGUGGGAGAAGAAGGAAGAUUUCGAUAUCCGAAAUCGUUGUCGGAGAUGUGGUUUGCUUGAAGAUCGGAGACAAAGUUCCAGCAGACGGCUUGUUCUUAAAAGGUCAUAACCUGCAAGUAGAGGACGGUGAGGGUGGUGACAACGUACAUGUUGUUAGCGAGACGAAUCCAUUUCUGUUUUCUGGUUCUCAAGUUGUUGACGGUUAUGGCUGCCAGAUGAUGGUCACUUCAGUUGGAAUGAAGGCAAAGUGGUGCAAAACGAUGAGGGAACACAGCCGCGAUAGAAAAAGCGAGGAGAGAAUCGCCACAGUAGAAAAACGAUUGAACCGGCUCAUUGCUUCGAUUCGCAAGAACCUUGCUUUACCAAUUGCUUUGAUAGGCUUCGUAGUCGUGACCAUCAGAUACUUCACCGGGACCACCAAAGGCAUCGACGGAAAUCAGGAGUUCAGUGACGGUCACAUCACGCAUGGUGGCUUUUUCGAUUCUUCAGUGCUGAAAUUUUUAGCGGCUGCUUUCACCACUAUUGUGGUUGCGAUCCCAGAAAGCUUGCGACUGUGCGUGCCGCUCACUAUUUACUAUUCGAAGAAGAGAAUGGUGGCUGGCAUGGAAAUGGUGAGUGACCUCUCCGGAUGGGAAACCAUGCCGUUUGUCACCACCAUUUGUGCGGACAAAACAGGCACUCUCUCCAUGAACCAGAUGAAGGUCGAUAAGUUUUGGGCAGGCAGGUACUCUUCGGAAAACGAAGCUUACUUCUUGAAUGCUUCUAAUUCUUUUAAAAAAUUAUUGGAGGAGGGAAUCGCUCUGAAUACAAGUGUUAGAAAUGGUACCCCAACUGAUAAAGCAGUUAUUUCAUGGGCAGUUCAUGAGUUGGAUAUUGAUAUGGAAGUGAGAAGCAGGUGUACAGUUCUUAAAUACGUUGUUUUCGAUUCGGAGAACAUACAAAGUGGGGUUUUGAUCAAAAGGGUAGCAGACAACACAGUCCACGUUCAUUGGAAAGGAGAAGCAGAAGCGAUUCUAGCGAUGUGUUCGAGCUACUACGACAGUUCGGGAACAACCAACGAGCUGGUUGAUACACAAAGAGCGGAAUUCCGGCAAAUCAUUCAAGGUAUGAAAGAGAGCAGCCUCCAUUGCAUUGCUUUUGCACACAAUAAUGUUGUUACUGGAGAUGAUCAGGGUGGACAACAAGAAACGCUGAAAGAAGAUGGUCUAGUACUACUUGCACUGGUGGGUGUCAAAGAUCCACGUGGUCCGGAAUUGAAUGAAGCCGUUAAAGAUUGUCGAAAUGCGGGAGUAGAUGUCAAGAUGUUCACCAGUGAUGAUCUAUCCAGCGCAAUAGACAUAGCUAGGCAAUGUGGAAUACUCGGUCCAGACCGGGACAACAACACAGUAGUAAUGAAAGGUGAGGAGUUUCGAAGCUAUUCUCAAAGGGAAAGAAUGGAAAAAGUUGACAAUAUGGAAGUGAUGGCAAGUUCAUCUCCUGAUGAUAAACUCCUAAUGGUGAAAACUUUGAAGAAACAAGGCCACAUCGUUGCAGUUUGUGGUAAUACCACAAAUGGUGAUGCAUUGGCAAUGUUAGAAGCUGACGUUGGAAUCUCAAUGGGAAUCCAAGGACGAGGCAACACCGAUGACGUCCACGUCAGCAGCGAGAAGAUCUCUGAUAUUGUAAUCCUGGAUGGUAAUUUUGCAACGGUGCCUAAAGUUUUGAGAUCGAGUUUGGGCAUUUACAACAACAUCCAGAGAUUCAUACAGUUUCAGCUCACUCUCAAUCUUGCUACUCUUGCUGUAUUCUUUAUUUCAGUUGUUUCUGCAGGUGAAAUCCCAUUGAACACCACCCAAGUACUGUGGCUCAACUUGGUUAUAAACACACUGGCUUCUCUGGCUCUCGCCGUGGAUCAAAUGCCCCCUGACAAAGAACUUAUCAGAUUCAGAAGGCCACAACAACUUAAGGGUAGGAGAGAGAAAGUGCCGCCACUCAUAUCAAACACCAUGUGGAGGAAUAUCUUGGGUCAAGUUCUGUAUCAGAUUGCUGUCGUUUUGGUUUUACUCUUCCAGGCCAAAUCGUUUUUUGGUGUACAAGGUAUUGCCGAAAGGAACAGCUUGAUCUUCAAUGCUUUCAUGCUCUGCCAAGUUUUCAAUGAAUUCAAUGCAAGAAGUCUAGGUGGGAUUAAGAGCGUGUUCAAAGGAAUACACAGGGACAUAUCGUUUCUGAUUCUUGUAGCAAUAACAAUUUGUGUUCAGAUAGCGUUUGGGGAAUUAUUUCUGUACAAUGACAGUGAUUAUUUUGUGAGGUUGGGGGGGUGGCAAUGGUGUAUGUGUUUUGGAUUUUCAGGGAUUUCUUGGCCUAUCGAUUGGGGGGUCAAGUACGUACCUGUUCCGGAGGAACCGCACAUGGACGAAGAGGGUCGAGUUUUCUAUGUUGUGGAAACACGGGCGCAGCCAGGAAAUGUAUUGGUGGAAAGACGGGUGGAGCCAGGAAAUAAUCGCUAG